AUGACAAAGCGUUACCUUUUGCCCAGUUACCUGAAGGACAGUCCGGUCGAAGAAUAUAACAAAAAGACAUUUCCUCCGCUCCCUUUGCCUACCCAUUGGAAUUCUGCCGAUGGUGAUUCUUACAUAUCUAUCUCCGAUGAUGAUAAGUUGUCCCUACAGUAUACCGGUAAAAAUUUUUAUCAACUUAUUUUCUAUUCAAUUGACGGUCGAGCAAAGAGUUGGAUUGAUGCAGCUAGUAUAAGAUCAGAUAAUUACAUUCCUCCCGAAGUUGGCUUAUAUUAUUUCGAAAUAACUGUGAUUGAUUGUGGACACAGAGGUUGCAUCGGAAUUGGACUGAGCAAACCCGGAACGCGCUUAAAUAGAAUGCCAGGAUGGGAGCCUGAUACGAUAGGGUAUCACGGUGACGAUGGUCAUCUAUAUUAUGAACGUGGUACCGGACGAAAAUUUGGUCCUCUCUAUACUACCGGGGAAACUGUUGGUUGCGGCAUAAAUUAUUACGACAAGGAAGUGUUCUUUACGAAAAACGGGGUUAGCCUUGGCGUGGCAAGUAAAGAUAAAUUUGAUAGCGAGAUGUAUCCUACGUGUGGUAUGGAAAGCCCGAAAGAGAGUGCGAUAGUGAAUUUUGGUACACGACCUUUUGUAUUUGACAUUAAUACCUACGCAAAGAAUAUAUUCGCGAAGGCUAAACAGAGAGAAAAGGAAAAGAAAGAGGUCAGUGCGGAGGUUGCUAAUGAAAAUAACGAUGGAGUGACGGAAGUAGCCGCGAAUGCCACAGAGGAGGGACAGAUAGAUAAUGCAGCGGUAGAGAUUGUAACGGAUGGAAACGCCAUCCAACAGUCUGAUACGAUACCGCCCCUUGAUACAAAUAAUGCUACUGCAAUCGUAACUGCGAUACCCACUGACGAUAAUGUGACGGAUGUAAAUAAUAUUGUCCCAACCGUAAGUGAUAUGGUGGAUACAAGUGCGGUACCAACAUCGAAUGAUGUGGCGGAUGGAAAUACGGAUCACGAAACAAUUGCAAUUCCGACGAAUGUUGUUCUUUCGUGCACAAGAUCCGGUAGGGAUAAUGCAGUCGCGAACAUUACUCCACCAACUACUGCAGUAGAGAAUCCAGCUCUUGAACCUGAUCCCAUUCACCCGUCUAUAGAUGAGACAAUCAUUUCAAGUGAUAUCAUGGCAGAACGGCUACAUGAAAUUUUCACAGUUUCGACUGAAGGAGCACCAAAUGUUGUUGAUAUAAUUACAUCAAAUUCGGUUAAUCUAAUAGAGGCCUUGCUACCAUCUGAUGUCGUUACAGUCAAUGAGGAUAACGACACCGCGCAAAAUACGAUAGACGUUUUGUUAUAUUCUUGA
Acaulospora colombiana is the source of this 1353-nucleotide messenger RNA. The record is from the annotation of a GenBank genome assembly. Lineage: Eukaryota; Fungi; Glomeromycota; Glomeromycetes; Diversisporales; Acaulosporaceae.